AUGACCACCGAAGACCCCUUACUUCAGCAAUUCCAACAAAUACAAGAAAUACAGAAUCAAAUUGAACAUUUGAAUACGCAAAUUGCCAGGUUUCAGCAUAAGAUCAAACAAAAGAGUAUCAAGUUAAAACGUUUAGAAGCAGGGAUUGAGUCGUUAGAUUCAAUAUCAGAAAAUAACACUGUUUAUAAGCAAGUAUCUCAUAUGCUUUUAUCACUUCCCAAAAAAGAAUUGAAGAAUCAGUUAGUAAAAGAUAAGGAAUCUUUUGAGGAUUUGCCCAAAUUACAAAGCAUCAAAGAUCAGUUGAUCAGCAGAUUGAGUAGUUUAAACGUUCAACUAUUGGAGCUUCAUAAACAAGUACAAAAAUCAGCAAGUGCUAGCAUUAUUACGCCAAAGGGAUAA
Babesia microti strain RI is the source of this 399-nucleotide messenger RNA. Its product is annotated as conserved Plasmodium protein, unknown function. Gene Ontology annotation, biological process: protein folding. The record is from RefSeq and is a predicted model, not a curated record. The coding region runs from base 1 to 399 and encodes 132 amino acids. Lineage: Eukaryota; Apicomplexa; Aconoidasida; Piroplasmida; Babesiidae. The transcript has 5 exons. Gene Ontology annotation, cellular component: prefoldin complex.